AUGCAGCUAACACCCGAGUCGACCGUGCUGGACAUGGGCUGUGGCAAGGGCCAGGCAUGUGUGGAUGUGGCACGCACUGCAGGUUGCAGUGUGGUGGGCGUCGAUCUCUCCAGCACGAACAUCGCAAGGGCCAAUGAGCUGAAGUCGCAGAAUCCAGACCUGAGGUUAGACUUCUUGGAGGGCUCCAUCACGGACUUGCCCUCGAAGCUCAAGUCUUCCAAGUUCAGCCACAUCAUGACAGUUCAGGCUUGGGUCCACGUGCACUCAGACCUGGACGCAGUCCUCGCCGAGGCCAGAAGCGUGCUGGAGCCGGGCGGCUUGGUCGUCGUCGAGGACUUCUGCUCGAACGACCAGGGCAUUGUCACCGAGCAGGUGCCGCCCUUGACCGG
This is a messenger RNA of Symbiodinium sp. CCMP2456, 389 nucleotides long. The record is from the annotation of a GenBank genome assembly. Lineage: Eukaryota; Dinophyceae; Suessiales; Symbiodiniaceae.